UCAGUGCGUAGCCCGACUCAGGUGGAAUUAAAAUCCGGAAGUGAGCGAUGCUCCUCGUCCUAAAGAUGGUCGUCUCUCCACCUUAACGCCACAUAAACAGUAAAAAAAAAAAAACGAUCGAUAGUGACGUGGUCACAGCGACCAGAUGAAACGUCUGUUUUUUUGUGGCCUGUGGCGGUAACUAACGAGCGGCCCGUGAAGGCGGAGAUGAUGCCUCUCUACGGAGCCUACGGAGGCUCCUACACGGAUAAUCUCAUCGGAACAUUGCUUUCUAUUUUUGGAAAUGUGCUGGUCAGCAUCUCUCUAAGUAUUCAGAAAUACAGCCAUGUGAAGUCGGUAGGAGCUAAGGACGUGCGUGUCUUCUACCACACCAAAACCUACUGGAGUGGUUUUGUGCUGAUAUGUCUUGGGGAGGGAGCCAACUUUGUUUCUUAUGCCUUCGCCCCCCUCGCUCUCAUCACAACUCUAAACGCUGUGUCGGUCCUGACCAGCUCAAUUUUGGGUCUUAUUUUUCUGCGUGAGAAAUUGAAGCCAAAAGACUUUGCAAAGCGCUAUGGGCUGUCGUUCCUGGGCUCCAUUCUGAUUAUUGGUGGAACAUUCCUUUUUGUAGUUUUUGGACCAAACUCUCAUGAAAAACUCAAAGCAGAGAACAUAGUGACACACCUUGUAGGGUGGCCUGUUCUACUGUAUCUGCUCCUGGAAAUCAUCACGUUCUGCCUGCUUUUGUACUUCUACAAACGGCGCAAUGCGAACUACCUCGUUGUUAUUCUGAUGCUGGUGGCGCUUCUGAACUCCGUCACAGUCAUCACAGUGAAGGCGGCGUCGGGCAUGUUGGUUCUCAGCAUUGAGGGCAGCAUGCAGCUCGACUACCCGAUCUUCAGCGUCAUGUUUGUGUGCAUGGUGGCUUCAGUGGUCUUCCAGGCCAGAUUCCUCUCCCAAGCCUGUAAUCUGUAUGACUCCUCUCUGAUAGCCGGUGUGAACUACAUCUUCUCCACUGUCAGUGCUGUGGUUGCUGGUGCUGUGUUUUACUUAGAGUUCAAGAAUGAAGACAUCCUUCACAUCUGCAUGUUUUUGUUGGGAUCGGCUUUCUGUUUCCUCGGGGUUUUUCUCAUCAGCAAAAACAGGAAGAGGACCAAGACGUUUGAGCCUUAUGUCACUAUGGAUAUGGUUAAUGGUGUCCCAACUAUCCAUGACAGGGGCCUCUUUGUUCAGCCAGACUCCAACGGUUCUUUCUCCUACGGGGCCCUGGUCAACAACGACGGAGCGGCUCCUGUUACUCUACCAGUUGACCUGGAGCAGCCACCAGUCGCCUCAAUGCGCACCCAGGCACCUUCUGGCCGCCCUGACCUGAAAGAAGAUUGAAUCUAAAUGGUUAGAUUUGUUUCCUCCUUUGAUCUGUAAACAAAAUUGAAGGACUUUUCUAAAAGAUCAAGAUGGGUUUAGUUCUUUUCACAAUUGUACAACCUCCAGCACAAAAGGGGAGUCCACUGGGGGUUCUACUUUGCGUACACUCCUCUCCCACCUGCUUUCUUUUUUUAAAUCUCCAAACCAAAACGGGACCACAAGAAGCGUUCCAUUAUUUGACAAGAUGUCACCUGUAUUUAUUCCAAAGCUGAACUGCUGGAUGUUGUAGUGGAUUCGCAAUGAUUUGUCAGCAGAGAUGAUGUUGUGCCUUAGAGCUUCCUCUACUUCUCACUUCCGUAACUCUUAAGCAAUUUAUUGCUCAUUAUUAGGUACAAUUACGGAUCUGUUCUUCCAUUGAGGAUUGUGAAGAUUCUCCUCAAAUCUUCUCACAGAUAUAGAAUUUUGCUCUAGACUUGCCAAUGAACAUUGUGGCUUUAAAUAUCUGCCUCUAACUUUUUCUUAUGUGAGCGGGAUUUACUCCACAAUUAUGUUACUACUUUUCCUGAUGUGACCAAACAUGGAUGCAAAUCUUGUAAUUUAUUGAAAUGUAUUUAUUAAUUUUCAAGUUAGCUUUUAGUGUGCCUUAAAAAGUAGCUUUGCACUGGACAAAUUAUUGUAAGGUGGUACAUUGUAGCAACUUUAAUAUCGCAGUACCUUUUGGAAUAACAACCUAAAAUGUUUGAAAAGUAAGGUGAUAGUAGCGCUUUGAAUGACUCCCCACAGAAGGAAGUGAAUAGUGCAUGCAUCUUCAAAUAACUGAUCAGUAGAAGAUGUGUCUAAAUUUAGUUUCUGGCCAAAAUAGUUUGUUCCCUUUUUAACCUGAUGCCUUUGAAGUUUCUGAAGAAAUGUAUGAUGUUUAGUACGGGUUUAAUGAUUAAAUUUGAUUGUAAAUUAAAAUGGAUGUAUGCUUUAGAGUCACUCUCCAGGUACACAUGUAUCAGUAAAUUAUUACAGUAUUAAUAAAGCACAGAUCAUUUCCUCA
Molecule: messenger RNA, 2386 nt
Organism: Pungitius pungitius (ninespine stickleback)
Lineage: Eukaryota; Metazoa; Chordata; Actinopteri; Perciformes; Gasterosteidae
Gene: nipal3
Product: NIPA like domain containing 3
Exons: 12
Coding region: 208-1362 (384 amino acids)
Biological process (GO): magnesium ion transport
Cellular component (GO): membrane
Molecular function (GO): magnesium ion transmembrane transporter activity
Source: RefSeq, a predicted model, not a curated record